AUGUGGCCUGUGCUUUGGACUGUGGUGAGUACCUAUGCUCCCUAUGUCACCUUUCCCGUGGCCUUCGUGGUUGGGGCUCUGGGCUACCACCUGGAAUGGUUCAUCCGGGGGAAGGAUCCCCAGCCUGUGGAGGAGAAGAGCAUCUCGGAGCGCCGGGAGGACCGCAAGCUGGAUGAGCUGCUAGGCAAGGACCACACCCAGGUCGUGAGGCUUAAGGACAAGCUGGAACUUGCCCCUAAAGCUGUCCUGAACAGAAACCGCCCGGAGAAGAAUUAAUGGAGGACACAGGGCCCUAUGGGUCCUUCUGGGGGCCAAGACUGGUCCUGCCACCAUGUCGACCCAGCAACCAGA
Molecule: messenger RNA, 351 nt
Organism: Lagenorhynchus albirostris (white-beaked dolphin)
Lineage: Eukaryota; Metazoa; Chordata; Mammalia; Artiodactyla; Delphinidae
Product: small integral membrane protein 12-like
Exons: 1
Coding region: 1-276 (91 amino acids)
Source: RefSeq, a predicted model, not a curated record